Messenger RNA from Trichoderma asperellum CBS 433.97, 1500 nucleotides. RefSeq lists its product as uncharacterized. NCBI's taxonomy places the organism in Eukaryota, Fungi, Ascomycota, Sordariomycetes, Hypocreales, Hypocreaceae. Gene Ontology annotation, molecular function: oxidoreductase activity, acting on paired donors, with incorporation or reduction of molecular oxygen; heme binding; iron ion binding. The record is from RefSeq and is a predicted model, not a curated record.
AUGAUCUAUAGGGUCUACUCAUGUCUAACUCGCAACCGACCGUAUGUGGGGAUUCCAAUAGCUCAGAUAGAGCAGAAGGGUAUUCAUUUUUUGAUUCAACUUUUUCUCCCAGGCUUGUCUUGGAUGAUAUCACCCCAAGAGGUCCUAGCCAAGGGGAAAGCCAUCAGCAAGACCACCGACGGCAUCUACCAACUGCGAGCCUCUGGAGGAUACAAGAUCGUACUCCCAAGGCGCUAUGCAGAAGAGAUCCGCAACAACGAAUACAUGACGUUUGGCGGUUCAUGCAAAAAGGAUUUCCAUUCUACACAGCCCGGUUUUGAAGCAAUGCUAGAAGGCUUACGCGAAGACCGUCUCGUCAUAGAUGCCGUACACAAGCUUGUUCAGAAUCUAGGCGUAAUUCUUCCAUCUAUGAUAGACGAAGCCAAUUUCAGCAUUACAAAGUGGUUUGGAGAUAAGGAGGACGAAUGGCGAACCUUUAAGCUCAACGAUGCUGCGGUGGAUAUCGUUGCCCGAAUUGUCACACGAGCGACCAUUGGCAUUGACUUUGCGAGAAAUGAGGAGUGGAUUCGCAUCUCAAGAGACCAUGCGGUCUCUACAUUCAUUUCAUCUGUCAUCUUGCACCAAGUACCAGCGCUCUUAAGACCAGUCCUAGUUUGGAUUAUACCAGAAUGUAGGAAGUUACGGAAACAGGUAGCAGAUUCUAAGCGCCUUCUAGCCCCCAAAGUGCGAGCAAUCGAGGAGGGGCUUCGGGAUGGCAGAAAGCGGCCUGCGACUGCCAAUGUUUUUACGUGGCUAAUGGACGUUGCUAAAGGUCGCCACAUUAACUUUGUACUCGCGCAGAUGAGUAUUAGCGAGGCAAGCAUUCAUUCUACGUCCGAAAUGUUGACUCGAAUGAUCAUACAAUGUUGCAAGACUCCCGAACUGGUCAAUGAUUUACGCGAAGAGAUCGCUCGCGUUUUGGAGGAAGAGGGGGGAUGGUCAAAGGCAGCACCUUACAAGAUGAAACUGCUCGACUCAUUUAUGAGAGAAAUUUCGCGGCACCAACCUAUGGGCAUCGCCGGAAUGUUACGAGACGUAAGGCGCGAUGUAAAACUUUCCAAUGGUGUGGUACUACCUGCUGGCGGGCUUGUAAUGGUAGAAGAUGAUGGCGUUGUCGAUCCUGAUGUUAACCCUCAUCCGGAAACGUUUGAUGCAAGGAGAUACUUGCAUCUAAGACAGCAGCCAAAUGGAGAAGCCCGACAUCAAUUCGUAACUACUUCGCCUGACAACUUGCUGUUUGGAUUAGGCAAUAACCAAUGUCCAGGAAGGCAGUUUGCGAGUAAUGAAAUCAAGAUCAUGUUCAGUUUUAUGCUGCUCAGAUAUGAUUGGAGAUUUCCACCGGGCUUUGUUCUUCCCAGUCCAGUCUAUUUUGAAAGCAGAGUUGCGGCCCCAAUUACCAUGGUGCAAUGCCGUCGAAGACAGGAGGCGAAGGACUUACUAAAGGUCAAAAUCGCGGCAUGA